Perognathus longimembris pacificus (Pacific pocket mouse) is the source of this 5414-nucleotide messenger RNA. RefSeq names its product CDC42 binding protein kinase beta (gene Cdc42bpb). The record is from RefSeq and is a predicted model, not a curated record. Lineage: Eukaryota; Metazoa; Chordata; Mammalia; Rodentia; Heteromyidae. Gene Ontology annotation, cellular component: cytoskeleton; actomyosin; cytoplasm. Gene Ontology annotation, molecular function: ATP binding; protein serine/threonine kinase activity. Gene Ontology annotation, biological process: actomyosin structure organization; peptidyl-threonine phosphorylation.
CGGCCGGGCGGCCGAGGGAGGGCGGGGACGGCGGCCGGGCCGCGACGCCGAGGGGAGGCGAGCGGCCCAUGGACCCGCGGGGCCCGGCGCCCCAGACUCCGCGCCGCCGGGACCGAGCCCAAGAUGUCGGCCUAGGCCGGGGCGCGACGACGCGGACGCGGACGCGGACGGGGACGGGCGGCCGCGGGGCCCGCGAGGCCCGGCCCUGACGCCCGGACGCCGCGGCGGCGCGAGGCCGGCGCGCGGGGAGCGGGCCGCGCGGCGGCACCAUGUCGGCCAAGGUGCGCCUCAAGAAGCUGGAGCAGCUGCUCCUGGACGGGCCGUGGCGCAACGAGAGCGGCCUGAGCGUGGAGACGCUGCUCGACGUGCUGGUGUGCCUGUACACCGAGUGCAGCCACUCGGCGCUGCGCCGCGACAAGUAUGUGGCCGAGUUCCUCGAGUGGGCUAAACCAUUUACACAGCUGGUGAAGGAUAUGCAACUUCAUCGAGAGGACUUUGAAAUAAUCAAAGUAAUCGGAAGAGGGGCUUUUGGUGAGGUUGCUGUUGUCAAGAUGAAGAACACGGAGCGAAUUUAUGCAAUGAAAAUCCUUAACAAGUGGGAGAUGCUCAAGAGAGCAGAGACGGCGUGCUUUCGAGAAGAGCGCGACGUGCUGGUGAACGGUGACUGCCAGUGGAUCACGGCCCUCCACUAUGCCUUCCAGGACGAGAACUACCUGUACUUGGUCAUGGAUUACUAUGUUGGUGGCGAUUUGCUGACCCUGCUCAGCAAGUUCGAAGACAAGCUUCCGGAAGACAUGGCACGGUUCUACAUUGGGGAGAUGGUGCUGGCCAUUGACUCGAUCCACCAGCUUCAUUACGUGCACAGAGACAUCAAACCCGACAACGUCCUUCUGGACGUGAAUGGUCACAUCCGCCUGGCUGACUUCGGGUCGUGCUUGAAGAUGAGCGAUGAUGGAACUGUGCAGUCGUCCGUGGCAGUGGGCACCCCUGACUACAUCUCGCCGGAGAUCUUGCAGGCCAUGGAGGAUGGCAUGGGCAGAUACGGGCCCGAGUGUGACUGGUGGUCGCUGGGGGUGUGCGUGUACGAGAUGCUCUACGGAGAGACGCCCUUCUACGCGGAGUCGCUGGUGGAGACCUACGGGAAGAUCAUGAACCAUGAGGAGCGAUUUCAGUUCCCCUCCCACGUCACAGAUGUCUCUGAGGAAGCGAAAGAUCUCAUUCAGAGACUGAUCUGCAGUAGGGAGCGCCGGCUAGGGCAGAACGGAAUAGAGGACUUCAAAAAGCACGCCUUCUUUGAAGGUCUGAAUUGGGAAAAUAUCCGAAACCUGGAGGCACCUUACAUUCCCGACGUGAGCAGUCCCUCGGACACGUCCAACUUCGACGUGGACGACGACGUGCUGAGAAACAUCGAAAUAUUACCUCCUGGUGCUCACACGGGCUUCUCCGGAUUGCACCUGCCCUUCAUCGGCUUCACGUUUACCACCGACAGCUGUUUCUCUGACCGGGGCUCUCUGAAGAGCAUGAUGCAGUCAAACACUCUGACCAAAGACGAAGAUGUGCAGCGGGAUCUGGAGAACAGCCUGCAGAUGGAGGCCUACGAGAGGCGGAUCCGGAGGCUGGAGCAGGAGAAGCUGGAGCUGAGCCGCAAGCUGCAGGAGUCCACCCAGACCGUGCAGUCCCUGCACGGUUCCACACGUGCCCUGGUCAGCGCAAGCCGCGACAAGGAAAUCAAGAGGCUGAAUGAAGAAAUCGAGCGCCUGAAGAAUAAAAUGGCAGACUCCAGCCGGCUGGAGCGGCCGCUGGAGGACCCUGCGACACUGCGCCAGGAGCACGAGGACUCUGCGCACCGGCUCAAGACCCUGGAGAAGCAGCACCGCCUGGUGCGCCAGGAAAAGGAGGACCUGCACAAGCAAUUGGUGGAAGCGUCCGAACGGUUGAGAUCCCAGACCAAAGAGCUGAAAGACGCGCACCAGCAGCGGAAGCGGGCCCUGCAGGAGUUCUCGGAGCUGAACGAGCGCAUGGCGGAGCUCCGCUCCCAGAAGCAGAAGGUGUCCCGGCAGCUGCGGGACAAGGAGGAGGAGAUGGAGGUGGCCAUGCAGAAAAUCGACUCCAUGCGGCAGGACAUCCGCAAGUCCGAGAAGUUCAGGAAAGAGCUGGAGUUGCAGCUCGAGGACGCCAUCGCCGAGGCCUCCAAGGAGCGCAAGCUCCGGGAGCACAGCGACAGCUUCUGCAAGCAGAUGGAGAGCGAGCUGGAAGCCCUCAAGAUGAAGCAAGGUGGUCGUGGGCCCGGGGCCGCGUUGGAACACCAGCAGGAGCUCUCCAAGAUCAAGUCGGAGCUGGAGAAGAAAGUGCUGUUCUAUGAGGAGGAGCUGGUGCGGCGGGAGGCCUCGCAUGUGCUGGAGGUGAAGAACGUGAGGAAGGAGGUGCACGACUCCGAAAGCCAGCAGGUGGCCCUGCAGAAGGAGGUCCUGGUGCUGAAAGACAAGCUGGAGAAGUCGCGGCGAGAGCGGCACAACGAGAUGGAGGAGGCCGUGGGCACCGUAAAGGACAAGUACGAGCGGGAAAGGGCAAUGCUCUUUGAUGAGAACAAGAAACUAUCUGCUGAGAACGAAAAGCUGUGUUCCUUUGUGGAUAAGCUCACCGCCCAGAACAGACAGCUGGAGGACGAGCUGCAGGACGUGGCGUCCAAGAAGGAGUCGGUGGCGCACUGGGAGGCGCAGAUCGCAGAGAUCAUUCAGUGGGUCAGCGACGAGAAAGAUGCCCGCGGCUACCUCCAGGCUCUGGCUUCCAAGAUGACGGAAGAGCUGGAGGCGCUGAGGAAUUCCAGCCUGGGAUCCAGAACCCUGGAUCCCCUUUGGAAAGUCCGCCGGAGUCAGAAGCUGGACAUGUCUGCGCGGCUGGAGCUGCAGUCUGCUCUGGAGGCUGAGAUCCGGGCCAAGCAGCUUGUGCAGGAAGAGCUGAGGAAGGUCAAGGACACGAACCUCUCCUUUGAAAGUAAACUAAAGGAUUCUGAAGCCAAAAACAGAGAAUUAGUCGAAGAAAUGGAAAUUCUGAAGAAAAAGAUGGAAGAAAAGUUCAGAGCAGACACUGGCCUCAAGCUUCCAGAUUUCCAAGAUUCCAUCUUUGAGUAUUUCAACACCGCACCUCUGGCACACGAUCUGACGUUUAGAGGCCGCUCGGCUGGUGACCCGGAAGCACAAGCCUCGAAGCUGGAAGUGUCCUCUGCUUCCGUGGCUGCCAGCACAGAACAGCAGGAGGACGUGGCUCGGGCCCCACAGAGGCCGCCCGCUCUGCCCCUGCCCAACACGCAGCCCCUCACCCUGUCUGGACCAAAGCCCAGAGCUCACCAGUUCACCAUCAAGUCCUUCUCCAGCCCCACGCAGUGCAGCCACUGCACCUCCCUGCUGGUGGGGCUCAUCCGGCAGGGCUACGCCUGCGAGGUGUGUUCAUUUGCCUGCCACGUGGCCUGCAAGGACAGUGCCCCCCAGGUGUGCCCCAUCCCUCCGGAGCAGUCCAAGCGGCCCCUCGGCGUGGACGUGCAGAGAGGCAUUGGCACAGCCUACAAAGGCUACGUCAAGGUGCCCAAGCCCACAGGUGUGAAGAAGGGGUGGCAGCGGGCCUACGCCGUGGUGUGCGACUGCAAGCUCUUCCUGUACGACCUGCCCGAGGGCAAGGCCGCCCAGCCCGGAGUGGUCGCCAGUCAGGUCUUGGACCUCAGAGAUGAAGAGUUUUCCGUGAGCUCCGUCCUGGCCUCAGACGUCAUCCACGCCACUCGCCGAGACAUUCCUUGCAUAUUCAGGGUGACGGCCUCUCUCUUAGGUUCUCCCUGUAAGACCAGCUCGCUGCUCAUCCUGACGGAGAAUGAGAACGAGAAGAGGAAGUGGGUGGGGAUUCUGGAGGGCCUGCAGGCCAUCCUGCACAAGAACCGGCUCCGGAACCAGGUGGUGCACCUGCCGCAGGAGGCCUACGACAGCUCCCUGCCGCUCAUCAAGGGCCUCCUGGCCGCCGCCAUCGUGGAUGGAGACAGAGUUGCUGUGGGCCUGGAAGAGGGACUGUACGUCAUAGAGCUCGCUCGUGACGUGAUCGUCCGCGCCGCCGACUGUAAGAAGGUGCACCAGAUCGAGCUCGCGCCCAAGGAGAAAAUCGUCAUCCUGCUGUGCGGCCGCAGCCGCCACGUGCACCUCUACCCCUGGGCCUGCCUGGACGGCGCCGAGGGCACCUUCGACAUGAAGCUCCCCGAGACGAAGGGCUGCCAGCUCCUGACGACGGCCGCGCUGAGGAAGGGCGCGGCCACCUGCCUGCUGGUGGCCGUGAAGCGGCUGGUGCUGUGCUACGAGCUCCAGAGGACUAAGCCUUUCCAUAGGAAGCUGAGCGAGCUGCAGGCUCCGGGGCACGUGCAGUGCAUGGCCGUGUUCCAGGACAGGCUCUGUGUCGGCUACCCUUCUGGGUUCUCUCUGUUGAGCAUCCAGGGGGACGGGCCGUCGCGCGACCUGGUAAAUCCCACUGACCCCUCGCUCGCGUUCCUCUCGCAGCAGUCUUUCGAUGCCCUUUGUGCUGUGGAGCUCCAAAGUGAGGAGUACCUGCUUUGCUUCAGCCACAUGGGACUGUACGUGGACCCUCAAGGCCGGAGGUCACGCACGCAGGAGCUCAUGUGGCCUGCGGCUCCCGUUGCCUGUAGCUGCAGCCCCUCCCACGUGACGGUGUACAGUGAGUACGGCGUGGACGUCUUCGACGUGUGCUCCAUGGAGUGGGUGCAGACCAUCGGCCUGCGCAGGAUCCGGCCGCUCAACGCCGAGGGCAGCCUCAACCUGCUGGGCUGCGAGCCCGCCCGCCUCAUCUACUUCCGGAGCCGGCCCCAGGGCACAGUCCUCAACGUCCCCGACACCUCGGACGGCAGCAGGAAGCAGAUGCUGCGCACACGGAGCAAAAGGCGCUUCGUGUUCAAGGUGCCCGAGGAGGAGCGGCUGCAGCAGCGGAGAGAGAUGCUCAGAGACCCGGAAUUGAGAUCCAAGAUGAUCUCCAACCCCACCAACUUCAACCACGUGGCGCACAUGGGGCCGGGGGACGGGAUGCAGGUGCUCAUGGACUUGCCGCUGAGCGCUGCGCCCCCGGCCCAGGAGGAGAGGCCCGGCCCCGGCGCCGCGCGGCCGCCCCCCGCCCGGAGCAAGCCCUACAUCUCGUGGCCCUCCUCAGGCGCGCCCGAGCCCGGACUGCCGCUGCGCAGCGUCUCGGACCCCGACCAGGACUUCGACCGGGAGCCUGACUCCGACUCCACCAAGCACUCGACCCCCUCGAACAGCUCCAACCCCAGCGGCCCGCCCAGCCCCAACUCGCCCCACCGCGGCCAGCUCCCGCUGGAGGGCGCCGAGCCGCCGGCCUGCGACGCCUAGGCCGCCGGCCCCGCCUCCCCGCCC